AUGAACGGAGCAACCUCUCAGCCAUGGUCGGUAACCGGCUUCGACCCGGUGACCUCGGCACCAGAUGAGGAUUUUACUAAUUUCCUCGACUUUGGUGACAUGCAAUUGGGAUUUCAAACUUACGAUGGUUUCGACCCCGGAAAUCAAAAUGCUCAGCCUGAUGCCGGCAAUGCGAUGGAUACCACCGCCGACGGUGCCAUAUCCCAGCAACCUGGCGAUAUGCACCAAAUGCAAUCCGACCAUGGCAAAGUGCAGCAGCAGCAGCCGCCAAACCUUGAUCAAGCGCUCGGCGAACCGUUCCAAAAUAACAAUCCUCAGACAAAAAAUAUGCCGCAACACUCGCAAAUUCAGGACCCUCGAUUCAGCAUGAACCCGAUUGUGCCUCCCACGCCGAAUAGCAUGGAGCUUCACGGCGCUGCCGAACGAUAUUUCAACCAAAUGGAUCCUCAUGCGCAAGCGACAAUUGACCAGUACUGCCAGAUGGAAGAUCCGAUGGCAUUCACUCCCCUGGUUUCGCCCGCAGUCACUCCUCUAGAUACCCAGUUUCAGAUGCCGGAGUAUACGAUUCCCGGAAGCUAUUUCAGCCCACUCUCCUCUCCCGCACUCGAGGCCCAAAAUUAUGGGCUCUCUCGUCAAGUUUACAACGUGCACCGCGGCUCCGACGCCUCGGCGACAACUUCGCCUUUGGACCCUAAUAUAAAUUUCACCGGCAACAUGGGAACGCCACCUAGCUCGCUGGCCGCGCAGCAACGUGCCGCGCACAACCCACGCAGAAGGCCCUCUAGCUCACGGAACCCCGCCAGAACAGUUCGCCAGUCGCCGAUUGUAAAAGCUCAACAUCGCCGAAAAGCAACCUCUAGUGCUACUCUGGCUCCCAAGGAUCUCAAGGGACCCCGCGAGUCUGAAAAGCCGGAGCACAAAAUUCUAAAUGUGCCGCACAAGCCCAUUUCUGAAAGCUCCGGAGCUGACUCGGUCUCCCCGGAGCCCCUUUCGGAAUCUCUCAUGGGACCUCCGCCUGUGCCAGGCUCCGGGUCGCGCACGCAAUCAUUAUCCUUUGGGCCGGCGCUGGACUCUGCCGCCGACGAACACAAUUCAGCCCCGAGUGCUGUCGCUCCCGCCACGCCGGCAUCCUUAAUGAGGAUGCCCAAAUCAUCGAACCAGGUCAUUGGGAGCGGCGUUAUCCAGCCCGACUUUGCUUCUACGGGUACUGAAUUCGCACCCUUGCCGGAGCCAGCCAAGGAUAAUUUCAUGCUUCCAGCUGCGGCUACUUCAUCGAGCACCGUACAGCCAUCUCUCGACCGGAUCGAUACGAGCGGUAGCAGUGAAAGCCAGCGCACUCCCACAUUGUCUGGGAAGCGGACCCCAAAACUGGGACCCCUGAGUGCCGGAACCUCAUCUGCACGCUCAAGUCCCCGAUUAGAUGCCAUGGCCUCUCCUAACGGGACUAUGCGGCCACUUGCGGCUCGCACCGCAGCCGGCAAGAAGAGGAACAGUUCCUCACAAGUCAGCCCUGCCUUGCGGCCUCGCAUCUCGCCCAGCAUCAAACCUUUACUCCCUGACGGAGCUUCCGCCGAACAAUCCGCCCGUCUCCUGGCGUCCAAAUCCAACUAUCAGAACAUUCUCGAAGGCACUACUCUACCCGGCGUCUCCUACCCGUCAAAUCUGUCAACAAAUCUCACGUCCAAACGAACGUCGCACAAACUCGCCGAACAAGGCCGCCGCAACCGCAUCAAUAACGCCUUGCAAGAAAUCGCAGCCCUCCUCCCCGCCGCCGCAGCAGGACCAGGAUCAGGACCAGGAUCAGGAUCAAAUCCCGCAAAGAAAUCGCCAUCCUCUGGGGGUUCUGGCGCUGGCGCUGGCGCCGGCACCGAGGCCAGCAAUGCAGCCGCCGCCGCCGCCGCCGUCGCAGCAGACGCACAGCAAAGCAGUUCCAACUCCAAGGCCGCCACCGUCGAGCUCGCCAUCCAAUAUAUCCGCCAACUCCAGACCGAGCUGGCGAACACCAAGGACCGGCUCAAGACCGCAGAAGACAAACUUCACCAACAAAACGGUGUCGAUGCCAGUACGCAUCAUUCCGACCACUCCAAUGAUACCAACCCCACCACCACCCAAACUGCUACCAACGAUCCAAAUCCUCUCCAAUUUUCCUCCUCGUGUUCAAUAUCUUCUGAAACACAUACUCCUCCCAUCAAAGCGUCGCCCAAACUCUCAGCCCUAAAAGGCGACGCGAAAGCCUCCGGGUCCAGAUCUCCGAGAAUAUCCUCCCCGCUCGCAACACAAUCUCAGACACAAAUACAUACCUCUUCUCAUCACCAUCACCAUCACCAUCACGAAGACGAUGACAAUCAAUCUGUCUCGACGCCCUUUUCGGCCGCUUCCUCGUCCCUUUCUCCCGUGUCCUUGUCAAGAUAA
Xylona heveae TC161 is the source of this 2412-nucleotide messenger RNA. RefSeq lists its product as hypothetical. Gene Ontology annotation, molecular function: protein dimerization activity. The coding region runs from base 1 to 2412 and encodes 803 amino acids. NCBI's taxonomy places the organism in Eukaryota, Fungi, Ascomycota, Xylonomycetes, Xylonales, Xylonaceae. The transcript has 3 exons. The record is from RefSeq and is a predicted model, not a curated record.